AUGACUAGAGGGAUAGACCAUCUGAGAGAUCCUCGACUGAACAAGGGUUUAGCGUUUACUCUCAAAGAACGUCAAACAUUUGGUAUUCAAGGUCUUUUGGCUGCUAGAGUAAAAACACAAGAAGAACAGGUGCAAAACUGUAGAGUUUCUCUGGACAGAUAUCAGAACGAUUUGAAUAAAUAUGUUUAUUUGGUCGAGUUGCAGGAAAGAAACGAAAAGUUGUACUUUAGGCUUUUAUCAGAAAAUAUAGAAAAAUGUAUGCCCAUUGUAUACACUCCGACCGUUGGCUUAGCAUGUCAGAAAUUCGGAUUAAUAUAUAGAAGGCCGAGAGGUCUUUUUAUAACUAUACAUGACAGAGGGCAUAUUUAUGAAAUUCUCAACAACUGGCCUGAAACCAACGUACAAGCUAUUGUUUUCACUGACGGUGAAAGAAUUUUAGGUUUAGGAGAUCUGGGUGCGUACGGUAUGGGUAUACCUGUUGGAAAAUUGGCUCUCUACACAGCAUUAGCUGGUGUAAAACCACAUCAUUGUUUGCCUAUAACUUUGGACGUGGGCACUGAUAAUCAGAGUCUUUUGGAAGAUCCCUUCUAUAUAGGUCUAAGGCAAAAACGAGUACGAGGAAGCGAAUAUGAUGAGUUUAUUGAUGAGUUCAUGCAGGCGUGUGUGAAGAAAUAUGGUCAAAGUAUUUUGUUACAGUUUGAAGAUUUUGCUUUGCCAAACGCUACUCGUUUUUUAAAUAAAUACCGCUGCAAUUACUGCACAUUUAAUGACGACAUCCAGGGCACGGCUAGUGUGGCAGUUGCUGGUUUAUUAGCCGCAAUCAGAAUCACUAAGACGAAAAUCAGUGAAAACGUUAUCAUGUUUCUUGGUGCUGGUUCUGCUUCAACUGGUAUCGCAAACAUAGCAGUAUCAGCGAUGCUCUUAGAUGGAAUUUCUGAGAAGGAAGCUCGUGAUAAAAUAUAUAUGUUCGACAUUGACGGACUUUUGACUUCACGUCGCGAGGGCGGUGUACCGGAACAUGCAAAAGAUUUCGAAAGAGAUUUAGAACCAAGUAAAAACUUUCAAAAGUGCGUAGAAAAAUAUAAACCUACGUGCCUUAUUGGAUGUUCAACUGUCGGAGGAGCAUUCAACGCCGCUAUAUUGCAGCAAAUGGCCAAAAAUACGGAUAGACCGAUUAUAUUUGCACUUUCGAAUCCUACGAGUAAAGCUGAAUGUACACCUCAAGAAGCGUACGACAAUACUAAUGGUAAAUGUGUGUAUGUCUCCGGUUCGCCGUUUCCUCCAGUCAAUUACCAAGGCAAUGAGUUCCAUACAGGACAAGGGAACAACGCUUAUAUAUAUCCGGGAUUAGCUCUAGGAAUCAUAGCUGUUAGAGCACAUAUGAUACCAGACUCUAUGUUUCUAAUGGCUGCCCAGACCUUAGCACGUUUAGUAACUGAGGAAGACCUAGCCAUCGGGCGUGUAUAUCCACCUCUUAAUCAAAUUUGCGAUGUGUCACUUGCUAUUGCCAUAGACAUUGCAAAGAUGUCUUACGAAAACAGUGAGUAG
Parnassius apollo (apollo) is the source of this 1548-nucleotide messenger RNA. The record is from the annotation of a GenBank genome assembly. NCBI's taxonomy places the organism in Eukaryota, Metazoa, Arthropoda, Insecta, Lepidoptera, Papilionidae.